Molecule: messenger RNA, 2986 nt
Organism: Sebastes umbrosus (honeycomb rockfish)
Lineage: Eukaryota; Metazoa; Chordata; Actinopteri; Perciformes; Sebastidae
Gene: hoxa4a
Product: homeobox A4a
Exons: 2
Coding region: 1405-2181 (258 amino acids)
Biological process (GO): anterior/posterior pattern specification; embryonic skeletal system morphogenesis; regulation of transcription by RNA polymerase II
Cellular component (GO): nucleus
Molecular function (GO): RNA polymerase II cis-regulatory region sequence-specific DNA binding; DNA-binding transcription factor activity, RNA polymerase II-specific
Source: RefSeq, a predicted model, not a curated record
AUGUGCAUUUUUUAGAAUGUUUUUUAUUAUAUUUAAAUAUAUGGGAGUCUUCCCUAAAAUAAUUUAAUUAAAUUGUAUAAUUAUUGUUUUUAUGAUUUAGUAUUUAUUUAUCUACCUUGGAAUAUUUUUCCAUUUGAAACUUUUAGUAACCCCCUCUCUUCUAAACAUAUUUUCUCACACACAUGGCAAUGUUAUUAUCUUAGCCCUGGUUGUUUACUGUAAACUGGUGCUGCAGGACGCACAGGAGAGACAUGUUCAGAUGUUACAUAUUUGUAUUGAAAUGUUGUAAAAUUGUUUGUGGGAAAAAGUUUUUUUUAUAUUUUUCCAAAUUUAAUCAGAUUUGGAAAAAUGUGUUAGGAUGCGAGAUUAUGUGUGCUGUACAGAGCAGUUGUGGCAUGUCUUGCUGUAUAGGUGGUCUAUGCUGGUUUUAAAAUCCCUCGCUUUGAUUUGGCAUGGGGCUAUAAUGAAAGCUCCGUGUCCUGCAAGUGUUUUGGAUGUGCUUUUCAGUGGCGGUUACCACAAGAGGACUGAUAAUACGUGAUGGCCGUGCGAUCAGAGCCAGAUAACUUCCAUGUGGAAUAAACACAGAGCAAAAAAAUAGCAUUAAAUUAUUGCUAUGUCCUGGCAAAUUGCAGAAAACAUCUGUUUUUGUCCACAUGAAGUGAUGAAAAAGGGGGCCUUGUGCAUGUACGCAGGUGUGCAACGUGAGAGAUGGGUGUUUUCUGUUGUUUAUGUGUGUGUCAUAAGCGGGUAUUUACCAGGUUUUACUGAUGCACAAGUGCUUCACAUGCAAGGCUUAUUUGUCCGCAGAGCAGCGGCUGAAGCUUGUUGUCUUUUUCGAUCAUUUGCAUAUAGGCUGAUAUGCAACAUUUACAAUUUGUACUCUUGUGUUGGAGUGUUGUUUGGUUUCCCUGUGUCUCUUUAUUAGGACUCAAGUUUGGACUCAUGGACAACAUGUUUUAAACUCCAACAACCUCUAUACACGCCACUAUUAGAAAUAGUCCUUUGUUUGUAACCUUUAUUUUGUCAGGGGUUUGAAUUUCACAUCCACUUUCUUUUCCACAGGAGGUAGAUUUUAUCAUAUGCAGGAAAAGCCUCACCCACAUAAGUUUUGGCUCCAUGCAGUAAACAAGUUAGUUGAUUGGUUUUUGCUUUAUAUACUGUGAUUUAAUAAAGGAAAACAUCAACGUAUAAGCCAGUCCCGAGCAGUGUUGGUGGUACCAAUGCCAUGCUUUUCCAUUGGUUCCUGUUUACAUGAUGCCCACAGUGCGCGCAGUGAUUGGUGCGCGCCUCGCACGUGACCAGGCAACUUUGUACAUUUGACAGGGGGAGUAGGAGGGUUUAUGUGGAGAUCAGAAAAACGACAGCGCGAUAAAAAUUAGUAUUGUUGCACUUCACAAAUUAAUGACCAUGAGUUCCUACUUGAUAAACUCCAACUAUAUCGAGCCUUCCUUUCCUCCAUGCGACGAAUACCAGCACCAGCAGAGCGGAUACAUCCCCAACCCUGGUGACUACUACGAGCGGCCAAAAGAUACGGGCUUCCCCCAUCACGACGAGCCAUCCUAUCCGAGGUCAAACUACACAGAAUCCGGCUACGACUACGGCAAUGUCGCCAGCACCGGACUGGAUGAUUUUGGCGAUGCGCAUCACGCACAGCAGCCGGUUCCACAGAGCCUCACCGGACCUCGCCUCAACGCGGCCCCAGACGGUGGUGGUGGUGGUGGUGGCGCAGGGGCGAAUGCCAGCAAAGACUGCAGCCUCGCAAGUGAUGCAUAUCCCGGCGUGGCGAAGGGCAAGGAGCCGGUGGUCUAUCCUUGGAUGAAAAAGGUCCACGUUAGCAACAUCAACCCCAAUUACACUGGAGGAGUGCCCAAGAGGUCCCGCACUGCCUACACCCGCCAGCAGGCUCUGGAGCUGGAGAAGGAGUUCCACUUCAACCGGUACCUGACCAGGCGCAGGCGGGUGGAGAUCGCGCACACCAUGUGUCUGUCCGAGCGCCAGGUGAAGAUCUGGUUUCAGAACCGGAGGAUGAAGUGGAAGAAAGAGCACAAGCUGCCCAACACCAAGAUCCGCUCGUCCAGCUCGGCCUCCUCGUCCUCGGUGUCCUCGGGGGCCCAGCAGCAGCAGCAGAUCAAAACAGGCCAGCAGCUUGUCCCCACGCCGUGCACCGCAGGUCUAUAGUGCACUGAAUAUGAACCCCAUCCCACAACAAAAAAAAAACACCCCAAUCCAGACUGAGAUGGCAAAUAUCACAAGUGGAAUUUGAUGGACCGAUUCUCAGUAUUUUACACACACAUGGUGUUAUCUUCUUUCACCUUGCCUCUGCCAUUGGGCCCCUCUGUCACGUCCUUUGUACCCUUUCCUUCGCCCUCUUCAUAUAAGCUUGAAAUCCACCUUUUAAUUGCCACGGUUGGCAACUGAAGUGUUUAUAUAUUUGUUAUUAUUAUUAUGAAAGAAGGAUAACGCACAUUUCAAAAAGUAGGACUUGGAUCAAAACAAUGUAUCGUUAUACAGUUAAAAGUGAGUGAGGCAAAAGUAAGUUUGAACUCAUUUUUUUAUGUUUUUUUUUAUUAUUAUUGCUCAUGGAAAGCUCUAAUAUACUUGAAAGAUAUUUAGCGAGACUCUAUAGAUGCCUGUUAUAGGGAACCAGACGGCUGUUUUUAGAGGCAUCAGUCAGAGUAACAGUGUUUGUGUGUUUGAGUGGGUUGGUUUACUGUUGAAUGUAGUCCACGGAGACUUUCACAUUUUAAUGUACAUAGGCAAAUCAUAAUGAAGGCACAAUAAGGAAAAGCAUUUCGUCAAGUAGAAAUUAUGUUUGUCGGUGUUGUAAAGGUCUAUAGGUUUAUUUGUGCUAGUCCGUCCCAUGUUGUGCUGUGUUCUAAACUGUGAAUAUUUGUAUGUGUUGUCUCAGUAAUGGUCGUUGUGAUGUAGGCUAGUGUAGGUUCAAUAUGUCCUUGUGAAAUAAAUAUAUGUACUUCACUUAUAA